AUGUCAAUCAGUUUCACAAAACAUCUAUUGGUAAAAGGCAAUUGUGGUAAAAUAACAGACGUAGUAGAUGUAUUAAGUCUCAUUGCUUGUGGAGUUGUAACAGUUAUAAAAGUAAUUAUACCUAGAAUUUAUUAUAAUAAAAUGUAUGUCAUUGUGAGUACGGCUAUAAAUGAUUGGAAGACGGUAAACAACGAAAAAGCUCGGCAAACUAUGUUACGAUAUGCAUACAUCGGAAGAGUUGUGUUUAUUGUGCAAAUUAUUGGAGCAUAUGCUACAGGAUUUCAGCUUAUUGUUUCACGACUGCCAUUUAUGAUGGAAUGGAAUAAUGAUCGGAAUUACAGUACACCAUUGUAUACCGUUCCUAUUGGCCCUAGUUGUUGGAUAUCUUCUGAUAUUUCUAGUUAUCACUACACUGUUUACUAUACAUUCCAGUGUAUACAAUUAUUUGUUGUGUGUACUGCUUAUAUUGGUGCUGAUACUUAUUUUUUUGGCAUCGCUAUGCAUGUUUGUGGACAAUUCGAGUUACUCUCCAAUAGUCUUACAAAUAUUUAUAGUGAUGGUAAAAUAUCAAAUCAAAAACAAAAUUUUUCUAAGUUCGUUGAACGACAUAAGCAUCUUCUCCUUUUGGCUAAUAAUUUUGAAGAAACAUACAAUUUAAUCAUAUUGAGCCAAGUUGCAAUAGAUGCUUUACUGAUUUGUAUAUCAGGUAUUGUUCUAUUAAUGACUCUGCAUACUGAAGAUUUAUUUAUAAUUAUUGGGCUUAUAAUUCGAAUAUACCUUGUGUAUGUUCAGCUUUUUCUAUACAGCUAUGUUGGUGAGCAGUUACAUGCUCAAGCAAAUAAAAUGCAAUUGACUAUUUAUAAUUGUCCAUGGUAUAACAUGUCACCUAAAAUCACUAAAGAUCUGGUGUUUACGAUUAUGCGAACGAAUUAUUCUUUUAAUUUGACGGCGGGUAAAAUGUAUUUUAUGAAUAUGGAAAACUUCAAAAAUAUAAUUAAAACUAUGGGUUCUUUUUUUUCUGUUCUCCGAUUAAUGUUUAUU
This is a messenger RNA of Microplitis demolitor, 1041 nucleotides long. Its product is annotated as odorant receptor 47a-like. Gene Ontology annotation, molecular function: olfactory receptor activity; odorant binding. NCBI's taxonomy places the organism in Eukaryota, Metazoa, Arthropoda, Insecta, Hymenoptera, Braconidae. Gene Ontology annotation, cellular component: plasma membrane. The transcript is spliced from 2 exons. The record is from RefSeq and is a predicted model, not a curated record. The annotation marks the transcript as partial. Gene Ontology annotation, biological process: sensory perception of smell; detection of chemical stimulus involved in sensory perception of smell.